GGAAGGGCCGGGCACCCAGGCGAGGGCGCGGCGGCCGCGCGGGGUGGGGCCCGGCGGGUACGCGCUCGCCGCGUCGACGUGCUGACGCCAUGACGCCCCGGCCGGUGUGUGUCGGUGUGUGUGUGUGUGAGUGUGCGCGCUCCGAGUGUGUAUUUGUGUAUCGGCGGUCCCGCAGGUCCCGGAUGUUGCGGACAGUAUGAGGCGAGCGCAGGGGGACGGGGACCAGCAGCUGUCGCCGCCGCUCUCAGUUCAUUGUGACUGCUAUGUGAAGACUAGAUUGUGCUGGAGAGAAAUCUGGGCAAUCAAUUAGAAACCAGUUAACUUCGGGUCAGAGAUUUCCUGUUAGACAAGACAAAUUAGAGUCUUCCUACUGACUUGGGUGAAGAAAGAAGAGAAAAGAUAAAUCUUUGUCCUGACUUUGGAAAUUUUGUUUAACCUUCAAACUGGCGAUGUCAAGGGUUCCAAGUCCUCCCCCUCCGGCAGAAAUGUCGAGUGGCCCCGUUGCUGAGAGCUGGUGCUAUACACAGAUCAAGGUAGUGAAAUUCUCCUAUAUGUGGACCAUCAAUAACUUUAGCUUUUGCCGGGAGGAAAUGGGUGAAGUUAUUAAAAGUUCAACCUUUUCAUCAGGAGCCAAUGAUAAACUGAAAUGGUGUUUGCGAGUAAACCCAAAAGGACUAGAUGAGGAAAGCAAAGAUUAUCUGUCACUUUAUCUGUUACUGGUCAGCUGUCCAAAGAGUGAAGUUCGAGCAAAAUUCAAAUUCUCCAUCCUGAAUGCCAAGGGAGAAGAAACCAAAGCUAUGGAGAGCCAACGGGCAUACAGGUUUGUUCAAGGCAAGGACUGGGGAUUCAAAAAAUUCAUACGUAGAGAUUUUCUUUUGGAUGAAGCCAACGGGCUUCUCCCUGAUGACAAGCUUACCCUCUUCUGCGAGGUGAGUGUGGUGCAGGACUCCGUGAAUAUUUCUGGCCAGAAUACCAUGAAUAUGGUGAAGGUUCCUGAGUGCCGGUUGGCAGAUGAGUUAGGAGGACUGUGGGAGAAUUCCAGGUUCACAGAUUGUUGUUUGUGUGUUGCUGGCCAGGAAUUCCAGGCUCACAAAGCUAUCUUAGCAGCUCGUUCACCAGUUUUUAGUGCCAUGUUUGAGCAUGAAAUGGAGGAGAGCAAAAAGAAUCGGGUUGAAAUCAAUGAUGUGGAGCCUGAAGUUUUUAAGGAAAUGAUGUGCUUCAUUUACACGGGGAAGGCUCCAAACCUCGACAAAAUGGCCGAUGACUUGCUGGCAGCUGCUGACAAGUACGCCCUGGAGCGUUUAAAGGUCAUGUGUGAGGACGCCCUCUGCAGUAACCUCUCCGUGGAGAAUGCCGCAGAGAUUCUCAUCCUGGCUGACCUCCACAGCGCAGAUCAGCUGAAAACACAGGCAGUGGAUUUCAUCAACUAUCAUGCUUCCGAUGUCUUGGAGACCUCCGGGUGGAAGUCAAUGGUGGUGUCACAUCCCCACUUAGUGGCUGAGGCGUACCGCUCCCUGGCUUCCGCACAGUGCCCUUUCCUGGGACCCCCACGCAAGCGCCUGAAGCAGUCCUAAGACCCUGCCUGUUGUAAGACUCCAUGUAUUUUCCAGCAGCCGCAGCCACUGUCGCUGCACUGACCACCAGGUAGACAGCGCAAUCUGUGGAGCUUUUACUCUGUUGUGGGGGGAAAGACUGCAUCUUGGCCCCAGACUUUUAAAACAGCACUAAAUAAACUUGGGGGGAAGGGGGGAGGGAAGGGCCCAGGACUCCGGGCGGUUUAGCCUAAUGAAAAUCCUGUUGCUGUGUCACUGUGUUCCCUUUGGCCCGGCCAAGUUCCAUACUGUGGGGAUUCAGUUUAGGCGUUGGCCCCGAGGACAUCCCAGCGGUGGUACUUCGGAGAAACUUGUCUGCAUCUGACUGAGCAGAACAAAUGGUCAGGUGCCUGGAGCAAAAAAGGAAAAAAAAAAAAAGGACAUUUAGUUUUAUGAGAAGGAAACAGAAAAGGAGAGAAGAAAGAAAGGAUUUUGCAGAAUUUCUCAAAAUUCAGUUUGUGGAUUCCAGUAGUAUUUAUGUUGAGAGAAAUUUUAGCCCAUCCAGCUGUGCUAAAACUGGGAUAUUUGUGAAACUCCUCGCCACAUCCAGGUAUCAGAAACGCUCUCUUGUUGUUAGCACUUACUGUUUGCAAGAACAGAAUACAGUCCUUCUAUCCUUUUAUGAAAAUGACAAGUGGAGGCGAAAGGGGAAGAAGGUUAUUUGAUCUGGAAGAUGAGUGUUCUGAUGUGGUGGCUUUUGCAAAAAAAAAAAAAAUCUUUAUUGGUGUUGAAAACUGAAAAAAUAAUUCAUCCAGAAUUCAUACUGUCUUGACAAGAACAAUGGUUCUCUGUUUUUAGAUAUUGUGGAAAAUGUUUUUUGGCAUUUUUCUCUGAUUUUAUCCCCUACCCCCCCCCCUUUUCUAAGAAAAAAAAAAUAGAACAAAAAGAAGAGAAAAGAAAAGGAAAUUUUAUUAUUAAUGCUGUGUGAGAAAAGUCCCAGCCCAGAUUGCUCAGCUGUUUGUACCUGACCUGCCGCCUGCACAGGAGCCAGUCCUGUCCCUUCCAGUUCACCCCCUCUUCCUACAGGGGAGAACUUCCAAAUGUUAAUUUUUCUUUUUGAAAAUAUAAAUAAUUGCUAUUUUGUA
This is a messenger RNA of Sorex araneus (European shrew), 2677 nucleotides long. RefSeq names its product speckle type BTB/POZ protein (gene SPOP). The transcript has 12 exons. Gene Ontology annotation, biological process: regulation of proteolysis; proteasome-mediated ubiquitin-dependent protein catabolic process. Gene Ontology annotation, cellular component: nucleus; cytoplasm. Lineage: Eukaryota; Metazoa; Chordata; Mammalia; Eulipotyphla; Soricidae. Bases 450 to 1574 code for a protein of 374 amino acids. Gene Ontology annotation, molecular function: ubiquitin protein ligase binding. The record is from RefSeq and is a predicted model, not a curated record.